AUGCCCAUCGUGAUCGCGUCGAGGAGAGACCCAGCCGCAGAUCAGCGACCCCGCAAACAAAACAACGCGAGGGGAAAAAAAAGUCGCGACUGCAUCACCACCCAGCCCGACAUGGCCACACAGCAAGACGAGGGCGGCGUGCCCUUCUCCAUGGCACACGAGAUGCAGCAAUUCCGCCUGUUCGAACUGCCGCCCGAAAUCGUUGAGCUGGUAGAUGCCCCGAACCCCCCACCUUUGUCCAUCAAGUCGCAGGCUGUGUCUGGUGUGCCAAACGCAACGCCCGCAUAUGCAGUGCUCUGUACGUCGGACAAGACGUUCCAGCUACGCCAGGUUCAGACAUCAAAUUCGCUCUUCGUCACCCUGCCCGCCCUGGAAGCCCAUGGCAACGAGAUACCGGUCCCUGUUACGCGUGCCAUUGCAUCGUGCACUGCCACCUUGGAACUGCACCCUUCUGAUGCGUCUGCGCAAGACUUGCUGCGCUAUGCAUUGCCAGUCUAUGACAUCGUGGCAGGCGAUGUCGAUGCCACGGCCAACAAGAAGAGCAAGGCGGCCAUGUACGAACAUCUUCCACUUUCCGAUGGACAGUGCAACGCCGGUUGGGAUGCGCUGGUAGCCUUCGAGCAUGAGGACAGCUCGUACCAGCCGUCUGCCAACGCCCUUGCACAGGUAUGGAGAUCGAUCAACGCUGCAGCCUUGGUGGAGGGCGUCAAGCUCGACAAUCAGUUUUUGACAGACGACAUCACGAGAGCAGUCUCUGAAGAAGGUUACCCUUCAGGGCUCGUCCGAGCGAUGCUCAGACACCUAGCAAAGGAUCAACAAGCAGACGAUGGCCCUUGGUCUUGUCUAGAUCGCGCCAAGACAGUAGCCUUUGCAGGCAGGACGCUGCUGCAGGCCAAGCAAGGAAGCGACUUCCUGAUCUCCGACUUCACAGACAUGUGGGAAGACAAGCUGCCAGAAGCAUGGCGUAAAGAUGCGCAGCUAAGUGCCAUCGAAGGAGCAUACGAGCUGACUGCUACGACAAUCAGAGCAACAGGUACAGCUGCCAAUGCUGCCAAUGGGUCCGCUUUGGCAGAUAAGCCUUCAGCGCGCAAAUGGCACGAGAGGCUCGGCAAGACAAGGACCAAAUAA
This is a messenger RNA of Parastagonospora nodorum SN15, 1128 nucleotides long. RefSeq lists its product as hypothetical. NCBI's taxonomy places the organism in Eukaryota, Fungi, Ascomycota, Dothideomycetes, Pleosporales, Phaeosphaeriaceae. The record is from RefSeq and is a predicted model, not a curated record. Gene Ontology annotation, cellular component: nucleus; chromatin; chromosome, centromeric region. The coding region runs from base 1 to 1128 and encodes 375 amino acids. The transcript has 2 exons. Gene Ontology annotation, biological process: mitotic sister chromatid cohesion; maintenance of mitotic sister chromatid cohesion.